Selaginella moellendorffii is the source of this 2276-nucleotide messenger RNA. Its product is annotated as protein G1-like1. NCBI's taxonomy places the organism in Eukaryota, Viridiplantae, Streptophyta, Lycopodiopsida, Selaginellales, Selaginellaceae. Gene Ontology annotation, biological process: response to light stimulus; mRNA transcription. The record is from RefSeq and is a predicted model, not a curated record. Gene Ontology annotation, cellular component: nucleus.
GUUGGCCUCCAGUUGGUACUGUAUCUCCUGCACAGGGGAAUUUUUCUUCGCGUCCGGUCACUAUAGCGUCGUCACGACUUUGAUCGGUAGAAAGCGGCAUGUAGACGCUUCCCUCCUGGAUUUUUCUGCGAGCUCGAAAAUACCCCCCGCGGCUCAAAUCAAUCAAUCCCCUUCCUCACUACUGUAGCUCCUCACUCGAAUGUACUCCAGUGGCGAGAGUCGAGCCAGAAAUCUGCUUGCACGGGAGUGUGUACACAGCACUUCUCUUUCCUCCUGAGUGGUGGUAGAUCUCCAAGUUUCUCUUUUCCCCCUCCUUCUCUUCCUUGAGUCGUCCAAUUCUUUUUCGUUCGUGUCAGUUCAGGUGUGCGUUCUGAGAGCAACCAGCCAGCCUCCAAGUGUCUCGCACUGUUCCCUUUCCUGUUCAAUAGCCUCCUUUCCUUCAAAAUUUUUCCCCCUUUCUCCUGUGUGCUGUGUGUGAGUAUAUAUAUACUCGGCCUGCUCCUUAGCUCACGGAAGCUCUCGUCCUCAAUUAAGUACCACUGUCAUUUUUCCUCCUCAUCCUUCUCUGCCUGCUGCUUCUCGCUUUUAAUUUUCUUUUUUCUGUUCCUCCAGGACUGUGGUCCUGUGCCAUGGCGGCUGCUGCUGCUGCUGCUUGCUUCUCCUGUUUAGAUCUCCUCCAAGAGCUCCUCAUUGGCUGACAGUGCUCCCAGGUUUCACUGCUCUGGCUUCUUAACAACUGAUCUCCCGGCUUCCCCUUUGCUCGUUGUCCAUCCUCGAACGCAUCAUUGGUUUGUUGGCUUGCGCGCAGCUUUUCAUCUCAUCUCGGUAUACAGGAUCGCGGAUUCGAAACAGUUUGGUUGCAGUCGCGCCUCGAGCACACUAACUUUGUGUGCCAGGAUCCACUCCAACACCACCGUCUGUCUGUGGCUGUCUUGUCUGUGCGGCUGCAGUCUAGCGGUAGCUUGCGAAGCAAGAAACGUGGACAAAGAGAGAAUUGGUCUUGCAGCUUUGGUACUUGUCGAUCGGCAAUGAGCGGUCUAAUCCCUAUUCACGGAGGAGACGCGUCGCCUAUCGCUGGAAGUGGCAGCAGUAGAGCUUCCCCAUCGUCUGGAGAUGGAGGAGCCGGCGGCGGAGCAGCAGCAGCAGCAGGAGCUGGGGAGGGGUCGGCAACAGCACCACCAUCCAGGUAUGAAGCUCAGAAGCGGCGGGACUGGAACACCUUCGGCCAGUAUCUGAGGAACCACAGGCCCCCUCUCACUCUCCCUCGCUGCAGUGGAGCAAACGUCCUCGAGUUCCUGCGCUACCUGGACCAGUUUGGCAAGACCAAGAUCCACGCGCCGGCCUGUCCCUUCUUUGGCAUCGCCCAUCCACCAGCGCCUUGCGCCUGCCCGCUGCGUCAAGCCUGGGGAAGCCUGGACGCUCUUAUCGGCCGGCUCCGAGCAGCAUUCGAGGAGCACGGUGGCAAGCCGGAAUCCAAUCCGUUUGGAGCUCGCGCCGUCCGCCUCUACCUGCGAGAAGUUCGUGAGAUGCAGGCCAAAGCUCGCGGCAUCGCUUACGAGAAGAAGAAGCGCAAGCGUCUCGAGCAACAACACCGGGGCUGCAAACGCCGGCACCAGCAGCACCAGCAACAACAGCAGCAGCAGCAUCACCAACAACAGCUCCGGCAGCAGCUCCACUCCCACCUCGGCAUCGCCCACCGCGCAUCAUGCUCACGCUGUUCACGCUCAAGUCCAAGCCCAGGCUCACGCUCACGCUCACGCGCAAGCUCAAGCCCACGCCCAGCAACAGGCCGUCCACAACCUCCACCAGCAGCACCACGUCCUUCAGCAGUCCCUGCCUCUCAUCCAGCACCAGCAGCUCCAACACCAUCACCCUCAGCAGCAAUUCCUUCCUCAGGGACUUCAGCCUGGUGCCAACUGCUUGCAGAUCCACAACUGAGAAGAGGAAGAGAUAGCUGGCUUUUCUCGUGAUUGUCCAAUACAUUCGAUUCCGGAUUAUCUCGAGAAAGAUCACUCUGCCAGUACGAGUUCCUGCACUUCCAGAAGCAGCACCUGCACCAGCAGCGCUACGAGAUGUGCAGGAGGUACACAAUAUACAUAUACAUAACUACGCAUGGUCAGUCUCGUAAAGUUCCUUCCAGUGUGAGUUCUUUCCGCUCCGAUCUCUAGCUAGAUGCUGUAAUUAGCUUCAAAGAGGAUGAAGACUUGUACUGCAAGUUCGUCCGAGUUUGAUAGCUAGUAAAUUUUCAAUCACUCUUUUGAAAUUCCUGCAAAAAA